ACAUGGGGGUUCUUAAAUUUUAUUGAUAUGGAAUUUAGUGGUUCAGAGCCUCAAACAGAUUUGCAAUUUGCCCUGCUAGUUUGUGCUUCUCACCAUGUAAUGCAUGUGGCCAUUUCUAUUGUUUAUGGAGCAGGGUUGCUAAGUUGAAAAAUUAAAAUAGGGUUUUCAAAGAAAUGUUAUUCAUUCUGACUUAAUUUGUUCCUCUGGAAAAUUCAAGUGCCCAAUACUGUGCUUCUAUUGCUAAUUUCAUUAAUUCCAGAUAUUGAUAUGGUGUGAUAUCUUGACUUAUUUUCUUUUCCUGGUUUUUCUAUCACAGUACUCUUCAGUGGUUUCCUACCUUUGGGUUAGUGUUUGCUCUAUUUCACUUUCUUAAUUGUAAGAAUUUAUGUUCAAUAAUAUAGUGCUCAUGCUAGAUAUUUUGGAAUGCAGAUCAUAUAAUCAUAAGAACUGUUUCAAGUCUAAUGGUGGAAUGUGAAGUGCAUUUUACAUAUUUUAUUUUUAAAUAUUUGGUCUAACAGCUAGGUCAUCCUUCCAAUAUCUUUUCCUCCACAGUUUGGUGGGAUGUGAUCCAACAACCUCACUAUAAAAAGCAUCACUGAACUUUAGUAUCUAAUGUAGCUUUCGUAUUAAUGAUACCUUGUGGAUAUAAAGAAACACAUUUUGUAACUUACAUUUUUGCAAUUUGAAGUUUUAUUUUUACCCAUUUUAGUUCCAUCCACUUCAAGAUGAUUGGACAGCUCAAGUAAUAAUUGAAAUAAAAGUUGUAUACGCUU
Rubroshorea leprosula is the source of this 773-nucleotide messenger RNA. NCBI's taxonomy places the organism in Eukaryota, Viridiplantae, Streptophyta, Magnoliopsida, Malvales, Dipterocarpaceae. The record is from the annotation of a GenBank genome assembly.